Molecule: messenger RNA, 620 nt
Organism: Cricetulus griseus (Chinese hamster)
Lineage: Eukaryota; Metazoa; Chordata; Mammalia; Rodentia; Cricetidae
Source: RefSeq, a predicted model, not a curated record
CUUGAACACUCACAACUGAAAUAUCUCUCAUUUUUCCUAGUUCCACUUACCUGUCUGAGCUCAUCAGGAGAACAGGAAAACAAUUUUGAGGAAUACAUCUCCUUUAUACAUCAAUAUGAUUCCAGGAAAACUCCAAAUGAGCCUAUCCGGGGAAAGAGACAUGGGACCUUUGUGCAGAGAGCAAUAAAGCCACCGACUAUGUCAAUAAUUCCCAAGGAACCAGAGGUAUUACCGAAUGCUCCAGGGUCAUGUUCAUCAGAACAGCCCCAAAGAACAGAAAAAGAAAAUGUGUCAAGAGACAGUGUGCCGUCACCAGGACAGAAUUCCCAAGAACUGCUGGAGACUUAGAAACAGAAGGCAGCCCAGGCCCGCAGGCCCAGAACCUGGAGUGUGGGUGAGGACUGCAGGUACGCUGCACUCAACUGUAGGGCCACCAAGAAUGGGCCUUUAAACCCACUAAUAAUAAAGUCAGGGUGAGUGAAGAUGAAUUCUGAUGCUCAGACAAAAGCUGUAUUCCUGGAAUUUCCCCAGUAUCAAGCAGGCACUUGGAGCUGUGAAGAGACACUAUGACCAAGGCAACACUUACAAAAGAAAGCAUUUAGUUGGAGGCUUUUUAACAG